AUGGAAGAAUUUGAGGCUAAUAUUCCUCUCUCCACAAUAGAUUCUCAGCCAUAUCUUGAAUCAGAAUCUGUCCCCAGAGUGAGCGUGACUUUACGGCCUGCUUCUUCUUCAGGUUCUGUAAAAUCUGGGAGGUUAAACCAAUCAACUCAAAGUUUAAAGAAAAUCCCUUCUAUAACUGUGAGCAUUGAAGACUUACUUCAAGCUCAGCACGCAGGAUACAAAGCUAAGCUUAACUUGAAAAUAUUAGAAAAAGAAUCUCAAGAAGCAGCUCAGUUGAAAGAAAAGCCAUUAAUUAACCCGAAAUCUAGAAGAAUGGCUGAAGCUAGAAGAAGUUUGGACCUCCAAAAUGAAAAGGAGUCGGCGAAGCGAGCAGAAAGAGAUAAGCUUCAGUCCUUUAGAGCAAUGAAUUCGUAUAUCAGCUUAGAAAGUUUAAAAAAGUCUUUAACAGCAAGAUCAAAAUCAGUAUCUGAAAUCCCAACUCCAAAGAAAAACUACUUAAAAAUGAGUGUAGUUGACAGAGUUCAUUCUUGGUUCGAAGAAAAACAGAAAAAAAUCGAAACGCAAAGACGGCAGUCCUUUGACAAUGAACUAGUUGGAUGCACUUUUCAGCCAGAGCUAUCACCUAGAAUUCCAAUCGCGAACUCAUCUGAGUCCACAAAUGAUCAAAAAUUAUCUCUUAAAAGAACCUAUAGUUAUUCUAGCAAGAAACCUUCAAAAUCACUUGAUCUCCAGAAAGAUAAAAACUACACUGCCUAUUGCUCAGUGACUAAAAAGGGCAUUCCACUAAGAAUUCCUCCCCCUAAUUCUUCAAGAACUCUCACUCGGACUACUAGAGGAAGCUCCAAAGAUAUGAGCUCACCCAUCCUCUCCCAGUUUUAUAGUCAAUUGACUCCAUAUCAUGCUGACUACAGAUUCAAAUCUGGAUUCAACUCAAAAGCAUUCCUUUUAAAAGCCAAACCUAUGGUUGACUAUACAUUUUAA
Blepharisma stoltei is the source of this 981-nucleotide messenger RNA. Lineage: Eukaryota; Ciliophora; Heterotrichea; Heterotrichida; Blepharismidae. The record is from the annotation of a GenBank genome assembly.